AUGGAACUGCUCUUUGGAUGCUAGAAAACUCCAGAGUAGCUUGGUCACCAGAACCAACAGGCCCUGAACUGAGCCUUGCAGCUGGACAGGAAGCAGCAGAGUCUUGAUACCCAGGAGAAGACCAUCACAGACAUCAAGAAGACAUCCAAAUAGGGCUAGAUGGAUGCCAUGAAAAUUAUGGCCUGGGAUCUUAUUCUUAUCAGUAACUAUGUAGUGACAGCUCCCCAUUACACUGGUAUGUUUGCAAUGAUGCCCUCAAACAUCCAUGCUUUGUCCUUGAAGAUACUGACAACUGAAAUCUAUGGUGCAGUACAUGAAGUACAUCACCCCUUGGCUAUGGGUUCUAUGGAGAAGCAGCUAAAGUUCUCUCAGUUCCAGAAGAUCAAAAUGGAAUUUGAACUCUAGGCAGAAGAGAUGAUGAAUGACAUCACUGAUAAUUCCAUAGGGGACUACAAAGAUUAGAAGAAGAAAUUUGACACCAUUGUGUCCCAAGUGCUAGAUGAACUGGGACUGAUCCUGAUGGUAAAACUUGGCAAUCUCCCUUCCACUAGAGGCUCCCAUUCUGUGGCAAUCAAGUAUUAA
Molecule: messenger RNA, 582 nt
Organism: Gracilinanus agilis (Agile Gracile Mouse Opossum)
Lineage: Eukaryota; Metazoa; Chordata; Mammalia; Didelphimorphia; Didelphidae
Gene: CHMP2A
Product: charged multivesicular body protein 2A
Biological process (GO): protein transport; endosome transport via multivesicular body sorting pathway; late endosome to vacuole transport
Cellular component (GO): ESCRT III complex; multivesicular body
Source: RefSeq, a predicted model, not a curated record